CCAUCUCUAAUUAAACUGAAAGUGCUGAAAAUUGCGUUGUUUUGUUUUUGUUGCAUUCGGAAAAUAUGCAACGAAAGAGAUUUCUAACUUUGCUAAUCAUUGUAUUGUAUUCCAUAGUCUGGGCGACGUCCACCCCUUUGAGCCAAGAUGAUCUAGCCAAUUCGGAUGAAUCCAAUAAUGGGGAGAAGGCAGCACAAUCGUUCGAGGACUUUCCCCACGAUGAUGAUGACGACGACGACGAUGAUGCCGACCACAGCAAUGACAGGGACAUAGACAGCGAUUUGGAUGAUGAAGACCAUCUGCGUGUACAGGAUCACAAUUGGGAUGUCCUGAUCUUUACCCAACAAUGGCCAGUGACAACAUGUUAUCAUUGGCGUGAAAAUAAUCCCAAUCAAGAAUGCGAAUUGCCACAGAAAAAAGAAUUCUGGACCAUUCAUGGUAUAUGGCCAACCAAAUUGGGUCAACUUGGUCCCGAUUUCUGUAAUCGUACAGUCAAUUUCAAUAUCACCCAAUUGGAAGGCAUCGAACAGCAAUUGGAAACAUUUUGGCCAGAUCUAAAGGGUCCGAGCUCUCAAGAGUGGCUUUGGGAACAUGAAUGGCUUAAACAUGGCACUUGUGCCAUGGCUUUGACCGAAUUGGACAACGAAUUGAAAUAUUUUGAUCAGGGCCUGGCCUGGCGUGAGGAAUAUGUUAUGUCACGCAUCCUGGAUCUAUCCGAUAUACAUCCCGAUUCCAAUAAUACAGUUGUGGCCAUUAACAAUGCCAUUGUCAAGGUGUUGCAUAAACAGCCAUCGAUUCACUGUCUCUUUGAUGGCAAACACGAGAUAAGCUAUCUAUCCGAAAUCAGAAUUUGUUUCAAUAAAUCCUUGGAACUGAUUGAUUGUGAUGGUGUCAAAAUGGGCGAUGCUCGACCCAUACAUUAUCCAAGUGGUUCGGUUAUAACCAAUUGCCAUAUAGGUAGUCCCGUCCAUUAUCCCAGCCUGUUGCCCCCAUUGCUGCGCAAGGAUAACAAUAGCAAGACAUGGAAAUUCCCCUUGGUCAAUGUCUACAAGUUGUUGCAAUUUCUUAUGUGGUUUACCCUGUAACUUUUUCAAAACAAAAAUCAGUAAAUUGAAUUAGUUUUAAUGGGUAAAAAGCAGCCCCCACAUAUUAUAGAUCAAUGUUAAUCCUUAGAGUAGAUAACAAACACUUUAGGGAUUAGAUGGGUGGGCGGGAAUAUAUAUAUAUCAAAUUGGAAGUAUUUUAUAUAUUUUUUUUUUGUUUCUGUUUGUAAUACGCCUUAGGAGACUCUAACUCUAAUCUUUAAUAAUCUUCUAUCUUUAACACGCUAUCGCUAUGAUUAUUAAAACAAAAGCCAUCAUCAUAUAUUGUCCAACUAUUCAUUGAAAUAUUUCACACAGUAUUGUUACACAAGACUCUCCGAAUAGUAAGAAGACAUAAAACAAAAGACAACAGACUCAUCAAUUAAAUUAAAUUUAAAACAAAAACAAAAAAAACGAAAAUGACAAACUAACUUUGUAAAUGAAUUUAUCAAUAAUAUUAAUAAUAAUAAUCGGACAAUUGUUUAAUCAAUAAAUUCAUCUUAUACAUAUGAUAUAAAUAAAGUGGCCUUUGUAUAAACCAA
Messenger RNA from Drosophila willistoni, 1624 nucleotides. It is a transcript of the gene RNaseX25, whose product is annotated as ribonuclease T2. Bases 66 to 1085 code for a protein of 339 amino acids. The transcript has 2 exons. The record is from RefSeq and is a predicted model, not a curated record. Gene Ontology annotation, cellular component: extracellular region. Gene Ontology annotation, biological process: RNA catabolic process. NCBI's taxonomy places the organism in Eukaryota, Metazoa, Arthropoda, Insecta, Diptera, Drosophilidae. Gene Ontology annotation, molecular function: ribonuclease T2 activity; RNA binding.